CCGGAGCUUUUGUUUGACCCCGACCAACCAAGAGUAUGAAGUACGUAGUGUAGUGUUCGUGUGAAAUGUGAUAACGAAAAGUGGUCCUUUCCGAAACGAAGAUUUCUUUGGUAGAAAAGUGCGGUAACUAGUGUUGAAAACUACCACGCAUGCUCAAUCCAAGUGAUAACCAUUCUAAUUAGUGUGUGCUGCCUACCGACAGAAUACCAGACUCGCGCUGGAAACGUGAUCGCCGGAGUGUAAACAUUCGAUAUCUCCAACGGAAAGGUGAAAGAAGAAGUCGGUCAGCGGUGUUCUUUUGUUUUUGGUGAAACAUUUCUUCCAUAUCAACUGCAACUAGCCAAAUUGAUUAGCUGGGAAACAGGUCGUCGACAUUUCUUGGCUUGGUGUCUGACUGGAACGGAAAAAAACGAUCAACCAAAAUGAUGCCACGUAGCUUCACGGACCUGCUGUGGGAUUACGGCGUGUUUGUGGUGUUCAUCAUCUUCUCCACGCUGGUUCCGCUGUGGGGACGCUUCUUCGGCAAGAAGGAGAAAACCAAAGCGGACUAUGUCUUCGGAAUGGGAACGAUCUCGAUGGGCGCCAUGAUGCUGUCGAUCGCCCGGGGAACCCUCGGCGUGCGGUCGUUCCUCGGCUAUCCGAGCGAGCUGUUCUACCGCGGAUCGGCCAUGUGGGAAACCCUGUACGGAAUGGUGACCGCCUAUCCGAUCGUAUGCUUCGUGUUCAUCCCGGUGUACUUCAAUCUGGGCGUGACUUCCGUUUACCAGUAUCUGGAUUUGAGAUUCAACAGUCGGCUGGUACGAUGUCUAGCAUCCGGAACGUACGUGAUCCGUUCGCUGCUGAAUCUAGGCGUAACGGUCUAUACUCCAACGGUGGCCCUGAAUACGGUCAUUGGCAUCCCCUACUGGGCAUCAUUGCUCGGAAUCUCCGCCAUCAGUAUAAUCUUCAAUCUGCUGGGAGGACUGAAGGCAGCUAUCAUGGCUGACGUUAUCCAGGGAGUCACCAUGAUCUUGAUCUCGAUCGCCAUCAUCAUCCAGUCCAUGAUCAGUGUCGGAGGGUUCGAAAAAAUCUUCACGAUCCCUGCUGAGGAUGGCCGUCUCAAAUUUUUCGACUUUACUGGAGACUUUACGAUCCGGGUGGACACUACUUCAGCCUGGCUGGGCCAGCUUUUCAUGUCGCUGAGCAUCUUUGGAUGCCAGCAGAACUUUGUCCAGCGCUAUCUGAGCAUGAGCACCUUCAAGGAAGUCCGUCGCACAUUGAUGAGCAACAUACCGGUUGUGAUUUCGCUGUUCUCGUUGGCCUGGAUCGUUGGAAUGGGAGUCUACUCAGUGUAUGCAGAUUGUGACCCGAUGGCCGGGGGCUACACCACUAAAAUGGAUGAAAUUCUGCCGUUCUUCGUGCAAGACAAGUUCUCAUAUUUGCCGGGAGUGCUGGGUCUGUUCAUGGCAUCGCUGUUCAACGGAGCGUUGAGCUUGAACGUUUCGAAUCUCAACUCGCUGGCCACCGUAACCUGGGAGGACUUCCUCUCUCCGCUGCCUCGGUUCAAGGGAAUCAGCGACAGGCAACAGCUGACCAUCAUCAAGUUCAUCGGCUCGAUUUACGGAGUUAUGGUUAUGGGCGUCGGAUUCGCCGUUGGUCUGCUGUCCGGAGUAAUCGAAAGCAGCAUGCUGAUGACUUCGGCUACGUCGGGACCACUGCUGGGUGUCUUUCUGCUGGCAAUGUUGGUACCGAUGGCCAACUGGAAGGGCGCUGCCACCGGUAUGAUCGUGUCGCACGUUAUCACCCUGUGGAUUACGUUCGGAAGCCUGACGGUCAACAAGGAGACGGUGCUGCUGUCGACUUCCGUUGAGGGUUGCACCAACGACACCUUCUCGUCCGGCAUCGUGAAACCGGCUAAAUCGUGGCUCCUCUCCAACACCCCCCUGGAGGUCGAAUCGGACUUCUCCUACCUGACCGGUCCCCUAGAGGUUCCGGUACCUGCCGUUCCGCAAUUCCCGGAAACCCUCUACUCCAUCUCGUACAUGUACUACAGCUUGAUCGGUACCUUUCUGACGGUCAUCGUUGGAACCCUGGUCAGCUACCUGACACGGCAUCGGGACGAUGCCUACGAUCACAAGCUCCUCCAUCCGGCCGUGUAUAGGCUGAGCCAGUUACUCCCCGGAAAGGCACGCCGCUACGUCAAUAAUCCCGACAUCCGUCCGAAAACGAUGGCAACGCCGUCCAAGAAACUUCCUCAGGACAAUCCAGCGUUCGAGCCGAGCCCGGAGUCGAUCCGCGAGAAGAAGUCUCCCCUCGAGCUGACCGUUUGCAUAGUCGUGAACGGCGAAGCUACGUCCAGUGAUCCCAGUGCUAACGAAUCCUACCGACAGCUGGACGAUGCCGGCGAACUGAGGGAUGUCCGAACGUGAGCACCGGCAAGCCGGUGGUGAAUAGAAGUUAAGUUUUGUGCCGCAGAUCAUUAUUUAAAUCGCUUGUUUGUUAGACUAAGAGAACCGUAGAACACAAAAGACUGUGAUAAGACGUAAUCGCCUUUAAGGAUAUUGAAAUAAUUACAACCCAAGGUAGUCUAGUGGAGUAGAAGAGUUUCCGUCAGUAGCCAAGUAGGGGAAACGACGUUUUCAUACAGUUAUGAAAAAGUAUGUAUGAAUAGGAAUAUCUUUUAGAAUAAACCAUGUUUUCCAACUCUUAACGUA
Molecule: messenger RNA, 2693 nt
Organism: Ochlerotatus camptorhynchus
Lineage: Eukaryota; Metazoa; Arthropoda; Insecta; Diptera; Culicidae
Product: sodium-coupled monocarboxylate transporter 1
Exons: 5
Coding region: 423-2408 (661 amino acids)
Biological process (GO): transmembrane transport; sodium ion transport
Cellular component (GO): membrane
Molecular function (GO): symporter activity
Source: RefSeq, a predicted model, not a curated record